This is a messenger RNA of Phialemonium atrogriseum, 889 nucleotides long. RefSeq lists its product as uncharacterized. NCBI's taxonomy places the organism in Eukaryota, Fungi, Ascomycota, Sordariomycetes, Cephalothecales, Cephalothecaceae. Bases 215 to 442 code for a protein of 75 amino acids. The record is from RefSeq and is a predicted model, not a curated record. The transcript is spliced from 2 exons.
CCUCUUCACUCGUCGCGAAGGACAGUCUAAUACUCCUCGUUUUCUCCGACUAUUACACUGCCUACUACCUAUCGUAUCGAUCCAGAAAACGAAACCCUCACAGUUUCUCGUAUUUCUUCCCCUUUAAACCCUAUCGUCAAACCUACUCCAGUCGCGUGCCUACCUCGCACAACACUUCCGCCGCUCCCCUACCUACCUCUAUCCAACAUACAAAAUGCCUGUCUCACCAGCAUCUCCUGCUCAGCCGCAAACUGCCGAGGAGGCUAGACUCAAGGCUGCAUUGGAAAGGAACGCUCUCAAGUUCCACAUCAAGACAAAGAACGCCAAGUGGGCUUGCACUCUGCAGGACAGAGCCUCAUACGAGAGACAAAAGGGGUCCCGGACUAGCUCGUCUGCCUCGGUCUCUACAACAGAGUCCACUUCCAGCACUUCUUCGAAUUAAACAAUAGUUUCUGCUGGAGUGACGCAGUCAUGAAACAAUAGUCAUGCCUGACAUGAAUCUGGCUUCGAUCCCACGACUAAGGAAACCGGGUGGGUGUUGGAACAGCUACCAGGGUCGGAAGUGACGGCCCAGGGCUGGUGGAUGGGGAAGAUGCAGUGUUGCGCUUGUCAGGCUCCAUCUUCUCGUUCACUUCGGGCACCCUUACGAGUUAACGAAUUUGGCUUUUUGCAUUAAUGGAGGGUGGCGUCAACAUAUCGGGGUUGGUCCCCCUAGAAUUGUAUCGUAGCGAAAAACCUGAUAGAGGCUAAGGGAGAUAAAAAGUCCUCGUCUUAGACCAUAGACCAGCGGCAUUGCAUAGCAUGCGUUAUCUUACUCGCUGGGGAAAAAGAAGCAACAUCCCAAUCCCGACAUUUCCGCUGCACUACAGCGAAUCGUGUGUCCCGCUGU